Messenger RNA from Maniola jurtina (meadow brown), 1532 nucleotides. RefSeq lists its product as uncharacterized. The transcript has 15 exons. The record is from RefSeq and is a predicted model, not a curated record. Bases 44 to 1498 code for a protein of 484 amino acids. NCBI's taxonomy places the organism in Eukaryota, Metazoa, Arthropoda, Insecta, Lepidoptera, Nymphalidae.
AUAAUGUGUUUUAUGCUGUGGUGUUUCUGUUGUGGAAGUCAAAAUGAAGGUGCUCGGUGUAUUUGCCUGCAUAUGUGUCCUCAUUGCUGCUACUUCGGCCCAGGAGCCAGAUGAGCAGUUGGUUGGAAUAUUGGAAGAGUCAGAUAAAGUGGUGGGGGAAGGACUCGAGGAGUUAGCAACUAUCGACGAGGAUACAGGAAGAAGGCAAGCGAGAAGUGCUGGUAGGAGGAGUGCCAGAGGACGUAGAGGCAUUGGGACUGAUUUGUUUGGAAAAAACAAUGUAGGAAACAUAAUUGAUAAGUUUGCUCCGGUUCUUACAUCUCUAGGUAGUAGUGUUAUGGAGGUGGUGGGCGGCCUGCGGUCUAUCGUGUCGACUUUUGGAAGCUUUAUCCCUCUAAGACGGAGGCAAUUACAGGAUGAAGGCGAGUUGAUCGCUGAAUUUGAAAAUUUAGGAGACACGGUAUCGGAAGUACUCGAGAAUAUGUUAUUAAUUGACGAUGGAGGGGGCGAGCUUGAAGAAAGGAGGAAAGCGAGAAGUGCUGGUAGGAGGAGUGCCAGAGGUCGUAGAGGCAUCGGGACUGAUUUGUUUGGAAAAAACGAUGUAGGAAACUUAAUUGAUAAGUUUGCUCCGAUUAUGAAAACCCUAGGCAGUAAUCUUGUGCACGUGGUGGGCGGCGUGUCGUCUAUCGUGUCGUCUAUUGGACAAUUGAUCCCUCUAAGAAGGAGGCAAUUACAGGAUGACCUGUCUGAAGGCGAGUUGAUCUCUAUACUGGAAGAGUUGGGACAAGCGGUAGGGCAAGGACUCGAGGAGUUGGAAGCCAACGUUGAAGGAGACGAGCUUGAAGGAAGGAGGCAAGCGGAUCCACCUGAAGCGAAUGAAAUAUUGGAAAACGUAGGCACAGUGCUACAAAAAGGACUUGAACAUAUGCAAAUAUUACCUAACGAUGGCGAAGAUGGCGAAGAAACAUUAGCCGAGAGACGAGGAACUAACCUCGGAGAUCGGGAUCAAGGACCACCGGAUGGCCGUCGUUUCUUCCUGGACAAGUUAUUUGGUAAUGCAGAGAAGUCCGUGUUAAAGGGUAACAAAAGAAGUAUUGACGAACCCAAACCCAGAAGUCGACGUUUUUUAUCCCCGGAAAAGCUCGAAAAAGUAGUGAGAGCCGGUUUGGAAGCACUCUUUAAUGAUUCUGAGGAGGAGUCUGGAAAAAACGAGACCAUCCGCGUUGUCGUCGAAAAUAAUUCAAAAGAGACUGAUGAGAAAAGUAACGAUAGUAAGAAGCAGCGGGAAGGUGACGAAAAGGAACAAAAGUCAAACAAAAAGUCUCAUAGAUCAAGACGAAACUCGCCGCCGAAUGAGGAAAACUUGACAGGCAAACCUUUACCUGAGCAAACGACUCCUGAACUGCCAGCUGACCAAAUCACGGAUGAACUCACACCCCUACCGGUCGAACUGUCUAACGUCCGCGUCAGACGAAACGCGGUUAGACGAUCAGUAUAGUCAAACCGGCCGGCUCGGAGCUAUAUAGUUUGUC